CAGACGUGUGAGGUGGGCGGUGGGCGAGUGGACAGCCUGGCACGGGUGAUGGGAGGGGCAGGGCAAGGGGCAGCUUCUCACCAUGCCGCUCAUGCUACCGCGCUGCAGGUCAUUCACCAUCAACGUCUCGACGCCCAACAACGCUACUCGACCCUCAUCUCCGCCAUUCUCUCCCACGAAAAGGAUCUCCAGGCUCAAGAGGAGAGAAAACGUGAAGGAGAGCGCAUGUUGGAGCGUGAGGCUGGAGAGGUUGGACAGCAGCUACAGGAGGUGACAAGGCUUCAGCGGCUCAUCCACGACACCAGAAGUACAACCGCCGCCACCACCGCCAAAGUUGCGACCUAUUCCACGUAUAAGGAGUACGUGGAGAGGAGCGUGGCCAUCUUUGGCAGUGAGGCUGCCACAGUGGAGGGCGUCUGUGGCCGCUUCAGAGACCUGCUUAUCCUCAGGCUCCAACUGCUGCUUAAGGUCAAUCUUGCCCUCCGCCAGCUGCACCAUGCACGCAAGGAGCUGCUUGUCUUUGUCCAGAGUGAGAAGGAGCGAGAGGGAGAAGCUUUACUAAAGCUGUAUCGUGAACGUGCCGCCAGUUGGACCACCUCCAGAAACCUGAGUAAGAUGGAGGCUCGUCUUGCAGCUCUCCAGACAGCAUCCACACACACGCACACACACCUCACGCGAGUGCGACUUGCCCUUGUCAAUAUCUAUAGUGUGGCACGGGCGUACCAGCACUCCCUUUCUGCCUUGGGUCCCAAGGCAGCCACUUCCACUGUCUUGAAACGGCUACACAAUUUUCUUGUUGAUGCUAUGACUGUCACCACCACCGCCCGCGCAGCUACCCACCCCGCUUCCCUCCGUCCUAGUGCUUCCAGUGUGGCCAAACCCAUCGGAAAGGGUAGUGCCGCACUUACAAAGAAAGACAUGCAGCCUGGAAAAACUGAAGAGGAGGAUCAGCCUGAGGAUUUAUUCGUGUCUCGAAGUGUCAGCAAAAGACAUGGCAUACAGUCAAGCCGAGAGGGAAGGAAGAGAACCAUGAAGGUAGAGGCAGCUGAAGAAGUGUUAACAGGUGAAAAAAUGUGAGGCUUAGAGUACCGAGGGCAAGAGUAAGACUCCGAAAGAAAUACUGAAAGGGACUAUCUAAACUAUCUAAACCAGUAGUUCUUAACCUUUUUACUACUACGCCCCCUCUAGGAAUUGCUGCUUCCCUCUACGCCCCCCUUGCAUCAAUGAUUUAAUUUUCCUUACAAAUUUUAAAGAAAAAAAAGUGUUUUUAGUCUUUUUAUUGAGUAUGAAUUACCUAGUCAUUAGUGAGAUAUUUGACACUGCUUCUUAGCUACUACACUAGAUCUUGAAUGCGUGGUUGAAUGCCAGAGAGUGCACAACGUAAGUCCCUUUCAAUGUUCAGCCUGUUUCUGUAUUUGGUAUUGACAGAAACGAGCCUGGAAAAUGAAGCUUCACAAAGAUACGUGGAUCCGAACAUUGUUAGAAUCCGAAGAGCCUGAGGUGAGAUCAGAGAGUAAAUAGGAAGGUACUUGACCCAGAAUGUCUCAAGAUCUAGUUCUUUGAAGUCUUCCUUAGCUGUAGAGUUGAACUUUAACUCAAAAAAUCCUCUUGCACUUCAUCCGAUACAUGAGCUACUUCACAUUGAAAUGGGUUCCUGAUGAAUUUCCAGGCUUCACACUCCUCAUCUAUAUCUGGGAAGUAUCUCUUGGCUUCUGUUUUAAAGUUAGUUAGUGAUUAUUUGUUUCUUUAACUCAGAAUCAAGGUUACCGUGACUGAGAGCAGAGUCCAAGUUACUAAAAGUGGCUGUAUUUCCCUGCUGAAUUCGACACUUCUUGAGGUCAAGAUUGGCCGUGAAGGUUUGAAUGGUGUCUUGGUGCAUGAUGCUGUUGAUGUUUUUCCUUUGUAGUUUAAGGUUGAGAGCAUUCAACACUUCGAAGAUGUCCACCAGGUAAGCUAGAAUUUUAUUUUUAUUAUUUAUUUAUUUUUUUUUUUUUUUUACUUGUACCCCUGUUGCGCCGGUAGACUCUCUUGAGGGGCCUGGAUGGAAGUCGGCCCCAGCCCAUCAUGGCGCAGGCAAGUGUUUAUAGUGUCGCCAUCUUCUCUUGGCUCAUGCUGCCCCCGGAACUCCUUCUUGAUUCACUUGGACGGUUUCCUCUAGAGUCCGGGUUGAUGGGUGGUCUUCAGGACAGCAUGUGGGUAAUUUUAAGCCACUCGGCGGUGACUGAAAAAUCCGAGGUGGUAGCGUGGGGAUUCGAACCCGCGUCGUCCAUCACGCGGUGAAUGCGGGCCCAGCACGCUACCACUCAGCCACCGCCUACCCUUUGGGGGGCGCACCCAACAGGUUAAGAACGACUGAUCUAAACUAACCAUUAUUAUGGAUGUGACUUAGUGAAUGAGAGACCUUCAAAAUCUGAAAGGAAAAUUUUGACGAUGUUUUUUUUUAUGGGGAAAAAUAAUAAAGAAUACAUAUAAGGACUAGAUGGAAAAUAAAAUAAUUCGUUUAUUUUUUUUCAAAAUGCGGUUACUGAAGUUAUUCAUGAAAGUGAUACGAAAAACAAAUGUUUUUUUUUAAAUAAUAGUGGUUCUGUGAAGACACUGAUAAGUUCGAAGGAAAGAUAAAAAUCUGCUAUCACCACCAUCACAACAACAAAAAAAAAAACAAUAGUAAAAGCACCAACACCUACAGAAAAGCCAACACCAACGACACAACAUUUAACAAACCCGGCGACCCCUCAACACUUAAUCAACACCACCACCACCACUUGUUAACUGCAUAGGCCUACCUCCACCCCUCCUGCGACCCCACUGCAUGUGGUUUUCUACUCUAGCUCACCCCUAAGCCAUCUAAAUUCCUUGUGUAAGAGUUAGCCAGCAUAUUUACUCUUUCAUCCCUCUCGGUGAUAAACUCUGGAACAACCUUCCUUCCUCUAUAGUUCCUCCUGCCUAUGGCUUGAACUCUGUCAAGAGGAGCGUAUCAAGACACCUCUCGAUCCGGAACUGAUCUCUCUUUUGGCCGCUCAUUUCUAUUUGCUUUUAUAGGAGUAGUGUUGAGUGGGCUUACCCUUGAGUUAUUUUCUAUACUGUAAAAAAAAAAAUAAAGAUAACACCUUACAACUUUCCCUUUGACUUAACUAAGACAACUAUGCUAAAUUCUUUAAAUAUUUGAAUUCCAAAGUGGAGCACAUCUUAACUCCCUCUCCCUCUCCAUCUUAGGAGAUUUCAGUGUUCUCCACCAGCUUUGGCUUUCAUCCUCUUUCACUGACCAGCCUGGGUGAACAAGCCUACAACUUUACUCUUCUUCUUGAUCUAUAGAGUUAGUUCAACACGCUACACGUAUUCGUGGCCGCCGACACGCACAACGCUCCAGACCUCUUCCUAACUUCUAAUCCUCCAUCUUAUUCUGUCAAACCAUUCUCUCCGUUGGACUCUUCCGUUCACAACCUUAUUACCGUAAUCUGUCCUAUCGCUCCUGUACAACCUCUGGACUCGCCGAGGAGGCGGUGCUUCUGGCGUUAUGCUUAAUGGGGGGUUGUAAAAUCUCAAAUCCCAUGUUAAAUUCUUUAUGUUCUAAGCGUAUUUCCUCCCUUACGUACGGGCCGAUGUCUUUCAUUCAAAAAGCA
Molecule: messenger RNA, 3620 nt
Organism: Eriocheir sinensis (Chinese mitten crab)
Lineage: Eukaryota; Metazoa; Arthropoda; Malacostraca; Decapoda; Varunidae
Exons: 4
Coding region: 49-1077 (342 amino acids)
Source: RefSeq, a predicted model, not a curated record